Messenger RNA from Sphenostylis stenocarpa, 231 nucleotides. The record is from the annotation of a GenBank genome assembly. Lineage: Eukaryota; Viridiplantae; Streptophyta; Magnoliopsida; Fabales; Fabaceae.
GGAUUGGAUAUUACUGCGGUCCACGAGUAUAGAAAACCGUUGGAGAGAGCAUCUAAAUGCUUGCCACGGUUGAGAAGAGAGAGUGGAAGCAGGACCCGCGUAGAGAAGAGAGUAGAAAAAGUGAGGAAUGUUCGCAGUUCCCAGUUCCCUAACGUGUGGUCGGCUCCGUUUGAAAUACGCGCCGCUUAUAUUAUUUUAUUAAGAAGUUUGAAGAGGGUGGUGUUUCUCUGA